CCGUAACAGUCGGUCGCCGUAUGCAAAUCAGGUUCAUCACGGGUGGAAAAUUUGUUAUUUUCGUCUUUUCGUGUCACGGGAAAUGGUUUAAUAAUACCAAAGUGAAAAAAAAUCGCUUGUGUACAGUUUGCCGGCUUCAAUUGCGUCGCGUUUGUUUUUCUUUUUCGUGAUGCAAGCUAGAUUUCUUGUUGAUCGUUGACGCCCUCCAAUGUAUAGUUCCGUGGCCACCGUUGACGCUUCCCGUCGGUUGGAUUCACUGGAACCGUGUGCCUCGUGUGGUAGUGGAUUGUAAUUUUAAGGUGUUCAGUAUUUAUUACUUUUAAACAAAAGACUAUAAUUUUGAAAGCGAGUGUAAGUGCAAAAGGAAGAUUCCUCCCCCGGCGCAACAAUGGCCGAUAACGUGACGGUGUCGAUCAAGGUUAGGCCGCUGAUCCGGCGGGAAAAGGACAGCAAGCUUACGCCGCAAUGGCGGAUCCGGGAGAACACGAUCCAUAACGUCGACGGGACCGGCGAGCCGUUCGUCUUUGACAACAUCUUCGACGAAACGGUCGCGACGCGGGAGCUGUUUGAUCGCGUGUGCCGGCCCGUUUUGCUCGCCUCGCUGAACGGCAUCAACGGGACGAUCUUCGCGUACGGCCAAACCUCGUCCGGCAAGACGUACACCAUGAUGGGGGACGAGACCGAGCCGGGCGUGGUUCCGCUGGCCGCGCGGGAGAUUUUCCGCGAGAUCGAGCUGAACAAGGACCGGCAGUUUCUGAUCCGGGUGGGGUACAUUGAGAUCUACAAUGAGAAGAUCUUCGACUUGCUGGAUCGGAGUAAUAAUGCGAACUUGAAGGUGUUUGAAAAUUCGUGCGGGGACGUUUCGGUGAAUUAUAAGGAGAUGAUUACGAACUGUCCGGAGCAGGUGAUGCAGCACCUGGAGGAGGGAAACAAGGUGAAGCGGAUCGGGGAUACGAACAUGAACGAGAGGUCGAGUCGGUCGCACACGAUAUUUCGGAUUACGAUCGAGUCGAGGGAGAUUGGACGGACGCAGGACAAUGAGAACGAUGCGGUGCAGAUCAGUACGUUGAACCUGGUGGAUUUGGCCGGGAGCGAGCGGGCGGACCAGACUGGUGCAACGGGGUCGCGGUUGAAGGAGGGAGCUCACAUCAACAAGAGUUUGCUUUCGCUGAGCUGCGUCAUUCAGAAGCUAAGCGAGAAUGCUGAGAAUCAAAAGUUUAUCAACUACAGGGAUUCGAAGCUGACGCGAAUCUUGCAGGCUUCGCUCGGCGGAAACGCCGUCACGUCCAUGAUCUGUAACAUCACUCCGGCGGCGUUCGAGGAGAGUUACUCAACGCUCUGCUUCGCCAACCGGGCCAAGAACAUCAAGAACAAACCCAAGGUCAACGAAGUUCUGUCGGAGGCCGCCAUGAUGAAGCGGCUGGAGAAGGAGAUCAAACGCUUGCAGGAAGAGCUUCGCUCCGAGCAGAGCAAAAACAGCAAAAUCAAAACCCUCGAACUGCAAAACGCCAUCACGAUGCGAGCCAACCAGAUCAUCAACUCCCAAACCCACCUCCAGUUCGACAAGUCCCGUCGUCGCACGUGGUGUCCCUCGACCGCCUCAUGCAUCCCGAAGCCCAUCGUCUACGAACAGGACACCCGCCUGAUGCCCCCUCCACCACCCUUCACCAAACCCAUCGACUGCAAAACCCCCUCCACCAACAGCGAAGUCGACGACCUCUCCCCCGUUAUCCGACCCGAACUGCUCGGCCAAAACUUCACCAAGGACCUGCUCGCCCGAAAGGUCCGCUCGACAACCCCCAGCCGCCAGUUCCUUUCCGCAAUGUCCAUGGACAGCGCCACCAUCCCGCCCAAUCCAACCUUCGAGUUCAACAACAGCGACGAGUUCGUGCCCGGCGAGCUGGCCGACUUUGGCGAUCGGUCUCCCCAGAGCAUGGCACGCGACAUUCACACCCCGUGUGCGUUGCGCCCCGCCGGCAAGCGGCGCUCGCGACGCUCCUCCACCGGAGACUCGCCGGCCAACUUUAUCGACCACGAGAAGAGAUGCAAGGAACUGGAGCAGGAGCUGCGUGAGCUGCAGGAGUUUACCAACCUCGAGAAGAACCUGGACCUGGCCGACCUGAAGCAGCAGCUGAGCUCGCGUGAGGAUCUGCAAAUCUACCAGGAGCAAAUCGACAGCCUGCAAGAGCGUUGCAAGGACCUUGAGGUCGAGCUGAGCCAGAAGCGCGAACAGGUGUUCGACGUCGAGCGGGAGCUGAUCGUCGCCCGGAAGGAGCGCGAAACGGCCGUCAAGGAGGCGGAGCGGUGCCGCAAUCUGCAGGAAAGCAUCCAGGUCGAGUUCGAGGUGUUCCAGGGUCGGGCCAAAACGCGCGAGAAGGAACUGAUCGAGUCGCUGCAGGAGGCCCGCGGCGAUCGUGGCGGAAGUAGUGGGAGUUGCUCCGGUGGACGGAGCAGUGCCGGGGGCAGUGUCGAAAGUCAGCAGAAGCAGCUGGACGAGACGCGGCGGGAACUGAAGCAGCUGGAGGUGCACAACUAUAAGCUGCAGCAGCAGUUGGAGCAGUGCACGACGGAGUUGGAGCAGCUGAGGGAGGCGGGCAGGGAUCACGCGGACAAGUUGGACAAGUUCCGGACGGUGCUGGAGAAAGAUAUUGGGCGGAAGGACGCGAAGAGGUUGUUCCGAGCGAUCACCAGCUUGCGGGCGAUUCUGGCGGACGAAGAUCUGCUGUUGAUUAACACCAGCGAUCCGGAUUUGUUGGUUGACAGCUUGGGGGAUUCCAGCUUGAACGAUAGUGCGGACCGGUCUUCGUCGUCGCCGCAGAAGGUGCUGCUCACGAAUGAGAACGGCAAGACGAGCGUCAUCUACGAGUUUAACAACAGUCAGAUCAUGGACAUCACUAUUGAGAAUGGUGAGCUGAAGAAAAAGGUCAAACUGUUGGAGGAAGACUUUGCGGCCUUGCAUCAAAAGUAUGCCGAGCGGCAAAAGUUGGGUGAUCAGAUCAAGGACCUUGAGCAGCAGCUGAACCAAGAGCAUGGCAAGGUGAACGGGUUGAGCAAGAGCCUUCAGGAAAAGGAAGCCGAGCUGAAGAAGAUGACCAGUGAGUACGACGAGCUGUCGACGCAGGUGAUGGAUGAUAUCCAGGAAAUGGAAAAGUACAAGAAUAGUACGGUAGCACUGGAGCAGCAGUUGGAAAAGAAGAGCGCCGACUUUGCUCAACUUGAACAGCAGCUCAAGAAUUCUGCAGAAGAAAUCCAAGUGCUGCGCAGCAGCGAAAAAGAAAGGACGGAGCAACUCGCGAGCCUCGAGGAAGAGUGCAGCAUAUCGAAACAGCUGGAGGAAGAACUCAAUCGGGAGGUUGAAGAAACGAGGUUGAAGUACAAGCAAGCGGACGCCGCACGGGGUGAGGCCGAGGCGAAGGUGAAGGAGCUGCAAGACACCAUCGGACAGCUGGAGAAAGAGAUUGAAGACUACACGAUUACCGUGCAGAAGCAUUCCCUGGAUAUUGAUUCGCUGCAGGAAUCGGUUGCGGAGAAGGAACAACAGUUGCGACAGGAGAAGGAACAGCUUGAUCAGCUGAUUCGGGAGAAGGAAGAGAUUCUACAGAAGGAGAUUGAUCAGAGAAGUGAGUUGGAAGCUAGCCUGAGUGAACUUAAGAUUACGCUGGAAGCGCUUCAAGAAGAAAAAGCUAAAUUUCUUGAAGAGAACGAUGCGCUACAGAAAACGGAGCAACUGUUGCGACAGGAGAAGGAACAGCUUGAUCAGCUGAUUCGGGAGAAGGAAGAGAUUCUACAGAAGGAGAUGGACUCAAUUUCUGAGCAAAAGGGAGAGUUGGAAGCUCGCCUUAGCGAACUUAAGAUAACCCUGGAAACACUUAAAGAAGAGAAAGAAACACUGCUGGAAGAAAACGAACUCCUCCAGAAACAGUUGGAAGCCGCAAGAGAACCCGACUCGGACCAACUCGAAGAAGUUGCAAUGCUCAAGCAGCGCAUCGUUUUCCUGCAAGAAGAGCAAGAACGUCUCACCACCGAAAAAGACACGAACCAUUACCGAAUUGAGACGAACGGAGGUGAAGCCCAGAAGCAAAAUCACUCCGAGAAGCCGCUGGAUCCGAGUCAGAUCGAAGAUCUCCGACGAAAGUGCUCGGAACUGGAGGUGUUGGUCAGCACAAAAGAGGAGGAACUCAAAGCCGCCAAGGAGCACACGAACCAGCUGACAAAGAUCGAGCAGGAACUGCUGGCAACCAAGGAGCAGAAGCAACAGUCGGACGAACGAGCGGACCAGCUGACGGUGGAGAUGACUGAUUUGAAGAACGAAAUCAACACGCUGCUUCAAGCCAGGCAACAGUUCGAGCACGAAGUAACCGAUUUCAAGGGAAAAAUCGCCGAUCUAGAGGCCGCGCUGGCAGACAACGAGACUGAAAAGAGAAAACUGCUGGGCAAAGUUCAAACGCUCGAGAGCGAGAUCGAGGAAUCGUCCAAGUUCCGGGACCAGCUGGAGCAGGAAGUGCAAGAAACGAAAAGUGCGCUGGAAAGUUUGGGCCAGGAGCUCAACGAGAAUAGCGAAAAGCUGGAGCGGUUCGAGAAGCAGAACGACGAGUACAAACAGGAGUUGAGCGAAAAGACUGAAACGGUGGACGAGCUGCGCCAGAAGCUGGAAGAAACUAAGAAGAGCGCCGAAAGGCGCGUCCAGGACACGAAAGCCGAACUCAGUGCGCAAGAGGACGCGAGGGAAGCCCUCGAGGAGCAGUUCCGGCAGUCAACCGAGGAACUCACCACGAUGGUGUCGCAGCUAGAGCAGUCGGCGCAGCGAGUCAACUCGCUGGAGAACCAAAUCUCCGACCUCAAGUUGGAGACGGAAACGGCCGAGCUGAACCGAUCGGCUGCCGAGCGGUUGCGGGAGGACGUCGAGCAGGAACUGAACGAGGUGAAGGAAUCGCUGGAAGAGGCGAAGGUCGACUGUCGGGAGAAGGAGAUUGAAAUUGAAGAUCUCAAGCGGGAGUGCCAGCGAUUGCUGCAGGAGACGGCGGAUGCCAAGCUGGAACUACAAAACGAUGUUGGUGAGGUGGAAGUGGCGAAGCAGACUUUGGCGGAAAAACUUCUUCAGCUUCGCGAUUACUAUGACGGCCAACUGAAGACUGAGAAGGAGCGAUAUAAUGAACUAGAACAAGCGAAAGAUCAGCUGGAAGGCAAGGUUCAGGAGUACGAAACAACGCUCAAAGCUGAACAAGACCGGUCGGAGGAACUGACUUCGGAGGUUGAAAUUCUCGGGCAGGCUAAACUUGAACUAGAAGAGAGCAUUCGUGAGCUUGAAGCUAAGAUCCAGGAGUUGUCGCAGAGUCAAGAAGAUGCUCUUAAGACUGAACAAGAAAGAUCAGCGAAGCUGACUGCAACGCUUGAAGAGCUGGAACAAACUAAGCUUGACCUGGAGGAAAGCAAUCGUGAAAGGGAAAGUCUGACACAGAAGCUCGAGACUGAGCAAGAUCGUACCGAGAAGCUGACUUCAAAAGUGCAAGAACUCGAGCAGGAUAAACAAAAACUUGAGGAGAGCGUCCGUGAACGGGAAGCGUCCGUCAAAGCCGAGAAAGAUCGCUGCAACGAGCUUCAGGUUCGCAUCGAUGAGCUAGAACAGGCGAACCUCGCUCUGGAGGUGCAAGUCAACGCGUUGCGAGAGAACCACGAGUCGAGCUUGAGCUCGGAGAAGCGAGAACUGGAGCAACAGUUGCGAUCCGUGCUGGAGAAUCACAAGAGUCUGCAGGAAGAGCACGCAAACCUUGUGGAAGCGAAUCAACAGCUAGAUCAAGAGAAGGUUCAGCUCAGUGCAGAGUUGAUCAACCAACGAUCGGCGUUGGUGAUCGUGGAGAAGAAGCUGGAGGCGGUCAAGCAGCAACUUGACGAUAAGUAUCUCGAGCUGGACGACAUGAAGCGCAAGUACAGCAGCAAGGUGACGGAGGUGGAAGCCAUCAAGUCGGAGAAGGUUCAGAUUACGACUGAAAUGUCUCAGCAACUGAUGGAGUUUGAGACUUGUCGUAAGGAGUUGACACACUUGUCGCAGACUCAGGUUCCGUCGAUGCAGAGCACGAUUCAGCAGCUGGGCGUCCAGAAGGAAGAACUGGAGCGAAAGCUGCACGUCAGUGCCGAGAAACUGUCCCGGAAAACGAGCGAGUUUCACUAUCUGGAGGAGCUUUGCGCGCGUGAGAAGGCCACGAACGAACGGUUGGCGCAUCAACUCGAGGAAGCGAAGCUUUCCCCGGCGCUCCAACCGGACGGUCGGCCCUCGCUUGGCGACGGCAAGGUCGCGCAAGCUCUGCGCAAAGAGAACGAAGAUUUGCUGAAGCAGCUGAACGAGCUGCAGAAGACGCACCUCUUCAAGACGAAGCAACUCCAGGACCGGAUCGACGAGCUGAAGAUUGUCGAGAUGGAGUACGGCAAGCUGAAGGAUGAAAUGGCCACGAUGCGACACAACUCCAGCUUCCAGGAAAAGGAAACGGAGAUCGUCGAGCUGACGCAAAAGAUCUGCCACUACGAGCAGGUGUACGAGGAGACCAACACCAAGCAUCGCUCGCUGCGGCGGCAGAACGACGAGCUGCGUGUCCGGCACCAAAACCUGGUGAUGGAGAUGGACGACCUGCGGCGUAUCGCGGACAAGGACCGCAAGUCGCGUCGCCAGAGCACUCACGACGAUCGGCGGGGUGUGCACUUCAACACGCGGGACAGCGCCACGAUGACGGAUCCGAGCUCAACCGACUGUAGCUGUCUGGAGAUGGACGCCCAGAUCAAGAACCUCAAGAAACAGCUGACCAUCAAGGACUGCCAGAUCAACACCCAGAAGAAGCUUGCCUCGGCAAACCCGCUCAAAAACGACGUCGUAGAGCUGCGAAACCUGCUUAAAGAUCGCGAACGCGACAUCCUCCAACUCCAGGACGAGAUUCGAACGCUAUCCCUAGCCACAGCGGACAAGCGCUGCAACACCUGCAUCCGCCAGCAGCGAUUGCGAGGCUUGCGCAGCGACAAAGCCGUUGGAACCGACCACGAGGAUUGCACCAAGGACCAAGACCAGCAAGCGGAGCCGGGUGCGUCCAAAAAGCUCGAGGAAGCGCAGGAGGAGCUUCGCAAGCUGAACGACAAGUACCAGCAGAUGAAGCGCCUGUGUCGGAUCCGCAAUGAGAAGAUCCAGGACCUGGUGGGCAAGGAAAACGAGAGCAGCGUGGCGAAUCUGAACGUCCAGCAGGAGGUUUCGCAGCUGCAGCGGCAGCUCAAGGAGACCGAGGACAAGUACGCGACCAUGCAGCGGAUGUACCAGAGCAAGUGCAACGGUGCUUCGGCGGUGAAGGUCGAGCGGACCGUGCAGACGGAAACGAGAAAUGACGAUAUGGAAAUGCUGCGUACCAAGUAUGAAAAGUACAAAUCGAUGUCGAUUGCCCUGUCGGAACAGGUGAUGGAGCUGAAGCGGCGGGUACCGUCCAAAUAGCGAGCGGUGAAACAAGUACUUUGACCUCUAGUCUGCACUACUAUACAACAAACAAAAAGUAAAAAUUCCGCCCUUUCCCCCUUUUUGGAGACCCGCUUGUGAUAUUGGUCGUGCACGUGUGAACGAAGAAUUGAGUGAAUCGUUGUUAAAUAAGCUAGAUUUUAUUGUGUGUAGAAUACGGUCUAAUCAAUACUCGGCAGUUGACGGUGGUAUCCACGAUGAAAUUGGUGAUGUUACGCAUUUAGAUUCGCGAUACCGCUGCCGUAAUAAUUUAUUCAUAUUAUACAAUAAAGCAUUGAAAUAUUAUUCGA
Molecule: messenger RNA, 7776 nt
Organism: Culex pipiens pallens (northern house mosquito)
Lineage: Eukaryota; Metazoa; Arthropoda; Insecta; Diptera; Culicidae
Gene: cmet
Exons: 8
Coding region: 389-7465 (2358 amino acids)
Biological process (GO): microtubule-based movement; mitotic cell cycle
Cellular component (GO): microtubule
Molecular function (GO): microtubule binding; ATP binding; plus-end-directed microtubule motor activity
Source: RefSeq, a predicted model, not a curated record